GGGCGGGGGGAGCAGCGCCGCGGCAGCCGCCGCCUCCGCCUCCGCCGCCUGGGACGAGGGGGUGGGGGACGGACGAGCCCCGAUGCCGGGGGAGACGGAAGAGCCGAGACCCCCGGAGCAGCAGGACCAGGAAGGGGGAGAGGCGGCGGCGGCCAAGGCGGCUCCAGAGGAGCCCCAACAACAGCCCCCUGAGGCGGCGGCGGCGGCGCCUGCGGGGACCACUAGCAGCCGCGUGCUGAGGGGAGGUCGGGACCGGGGCCGGGCCGCUGCGGCCGCCGCCGCCGCCGCUGUGUCUCGCCGGAGGAAGGCCGAGUAUCCCCGCCGGCGGAGGAGCAGCCCCAGCGCCAGGCCUCCCGACGCCCCAGGGCAGCAGUCCCAGGCCGCGAAGCCCCCGUCUCCAGCUCAGGGCAAGAAGAGUCCGCGACUCCUAUGUGUAGACAAAGUGACAACUGACAAAGAUCCUAAGGAAGAGAAAGAGGAAGAAGAUGAUUCUACCCUCCCUCAGGAAGUUUCCAUUGCUGCAACUAGGCCUAGCCGGGGCUGGCGCAGCAGUACCAGGACAUCUGUUUCUAGGCAUCAUGACACAGAGAACACCCGAAGUUCUAGGUCAAAGACUGGUUCAUUGCAGCUCAUCUGCAAGUCAGAACCAAAUACAGAUCAGCUUGAUUAUGAUGGGGCAGAAGAACAUCAGUCUCCAGGUGGCAUUAGUAGUGAUGAGGAGGAGGAAGAGGAAGAAGAGAUGUUAAUCAGUGAAGAGGAAAUACCAUUCAAAGACGACCCAAGAGACGAGACCUACAAACCUCACUUAGAGAGGGAAACCCCAAAACCACGGAGAAAAUCAGGGAAGGUGAAAGAAGAGAAGGAGAAGAAAGAAAUUAAAGUGGAAGUUGAGGUAGAGGUGAAAGAAGAAGAGAAUGAAAUUAGGGAGGAUGAGGAACCUCCUAGGAAGAGAGGAAGAAGGCGAAAAGAUGACAAAAGUCCACGAUUACCCAAAAGGAGAAAAAAGCCUCCAAUCCAAUAUGUCCGUUGUGAGAUGGAAGGAUGUGGAACUGUUCUGGCUCACCCUCGCUAUUUGCAGCACCACAUUAAGUAUCAGCAUUUGCUGAAGAAGAAAUACGUAUGUCCUCAUCCCUCCUGUGGGCGACUCUUCAGGCUCCAGAAACAACUUCUACGACAUGCCAAACAUCAUACAGAUCAAAGGGAUUAUAUCUGUGAAUAUUGUGCUAGGGCCUUCAAGAGUUCUCACAAUCUGGCAGUGCACCGGAUGAUUCACACUGGCGAGAAGCCAUUACAAUGCGAGAUCUGUGGAUUUACGUGUCGGCAGAAGGCAUCCCUUAAUUGGCACAUGAAGAAGCAUGAUGCAGAUUCCUUCUACCAGUUCUCUUGCAAUAUCUGUGGCAAAAAAUUUGAGAAGAAGGACAGCGUAGUGGCACACAAAGCAAAAAGCCACCCUGAGGUGCUGAUUGCCGAAGCUCUGGCUGCCAAUGCAGGCGCCCUCAUCACCAGCACAGAUAUCUUGGGCACUAACCCAGAGUCCCUGACACAACCUGCAGAUGGGCAGGGUCUUCCUCUUCUUCCUGAGCCAUUGGGAAACUCCACCUCUGGAGAGUGCCUCCUGCUAGAAGCUGAAGGGAUGUCAAAGUCAUACUGUAGUGGGACAGAACGGGUGAGCCUGAUGGCUGAUGGGAAGAUCUUUGUGGGAAGUGGCAGCAGUGGGGGCACUGAAGGGCUGGUCAUGAACUCGGAUAUACUCGGUGCUACCACAGAGGUUCUGAUUGAAGAUUCAGACUCUACUGGACCUUAGUGGAAGGGAAGACUUUGGGCACUGGGACAGCUCAGACUUUGUAUUUAAAAGAUAAAAAGGACAAAAAAAAUUUAAAGCAUUUAAAAUCUAGUAAAAUAACUGAAGGGCCUGCUCUUUCCAUUGUGGAUCACAGCACACACACCUACACCCACCCUCUUCUCCCUCUAUUGUCCCCUUUAUAAAAUUGAUGUUGCCUUUACCAAAAA
Odobenus rosmarus divergens (Pacific walrus) is the source of this 2010-nucleotide messenger RNA. It is a transcript of the gene ZFP91, whose product is annotated as ZFP91 zinc finger protein. Gene Ontology annotation, cellular component: nucleus. Gene Ontology annotation, biological process: regulation of transcription by RNA polymerase II. The transcript has 11 exons. Lineage: Eukaryota; Metazoa; Chordata; Mammalia; Carnivora; Odobenidae. The record is from RefSeq and is a predicted model, not a curated record. The coding region runs from base 83 to 1804 and encodes 573 amino acids.